AACUUUUCCUCUGCACAGAUUUUGAUAAAUCUCCCCCUAUGUCUUUGAUUUGUUGACUAUGGCCCUCAUUUACUAUUCUAAACCCGACCUCUUUUGUCUGGUUUUUUUGGCGCAUCUUUGUCUGCGCCAUGUCUCAGACAUCGUGCGCCAGUCUGCGACACUAUGCGACAUUUUUUCCCGACGGACCCGAUGUGGAUUCUCCCAAACCCGAAAAAGGGGUGUAACCCGACAUUUCUGAGCUUUCCCACGUAUUUAUUAAGGUUUCCAACCCGAAUUUGUUGAAUUGUUGUGGAUUUUUUCCCGACAGCUCAGAGGAGUUGGAAACCAAAACCUACAAAACCCACGUGCGACAAACAGGAUGCGACAUAAUAAUAAAUACCAGGGGAAAAAAGCAGUCGGGUAAGAAAGCAACAUAGACUUACAAUACGAUUUUCUAAGUAAAUGAGGGCCUAUAUCUUCAUUCUUUACUAUGUCUGCUAUUUCUUUACGAUACCUUUGAUUUGUUGACUAUAUCUUCAUUCUUUACUAUGUCUGCUAUUUCUUUACUAUACCUUUGAUUUGUUGACUAUAUCUUCAUUCUUUACUAUAUCUGCUAUUUCUUUACUAUACCUUUGAUUUGUUGACUAUAUCUUCACCUUUCCGUCAAAUCCUCCAGACACGGGGGAGGUAGAGGGAGUAGGAAGUGUUAUCACCCAGCAUCAGGUUCUGGAUCUUUUUUCUUUUUGCAAUUUUGAAAACAAGAAUUGCGCAAUCUGCAGCGCUGUGGUUGUCAGCAAAAAUAUUGGAACCUCAAUGGGGUCUGUGAGCGCCCAUUUGGAUCUUCUGGAAAAGGAAUCUGCUAUAAUGGUCAUGGCUCUAUUAUAUGAAGGCUAUUGUGAACAAGGUCUAAGGAACCAAUUCUUCUGCACUACAGAACUACAUUAUCUAUUGAAGUCAAGAGAGAAGCUCCUCCAAGACUUCCUACCAUGAACACCAUCAUGUUUAACAAGCUCAGUGGUCAAGUCCUGUUUGAGGACGCAACGAGUGACCGCGAGAGGGUAGUUCGGCCCUAUGUAGUAGGAAUGGAGAGCCCCAAUCCCGAUUUAGGUCUUCAAGACAGUGUCUCUGUAAAGGACAAUGCCAGCAGACACCGGCGCCCUGGCAGCUCGAGAAGUACAAGUGGUAAAGUGAGGCACAAACGGCAGGCACUACAAGACAUGGCACGCCCAUUGAAGCAGUGGUUGUACAAGCACCGGGACAAUCCCUACCCAACCAAGACUGAGAAGAUACUAUUAGCGCUUGGGUCACAGAUGACUCUUGUACAGGUUUCAAAUUGGUUUGCAAAUGCAAGAAGACGCCUCAAAAACACUGUGAGACAACCAGAUCUGAGCUGGGCUUUGAGGAUAAAGUUAUAUAACAAAUAUGUUCAAGGGAAUGCCGAACGUCUCAGUGUCAGCAGUGAAGACUCCUGUUCAGAAGAUGGAGAAAAUGUUCCCAUGAGUCACGCUAAUGAAGAAGUAUAUGAUAAACCCAUCCACCAUACUGUGAUCAAUGCUGAGAACUCGGUCAUCAAGUCAGGGAUGAGGGCAGAAGCCAGUGCCAAUGAAGACUAUGUCUCCCCUCCAAAAUACAAGAGCAGUUUAUUGCAUCGGUAUCUCAAUGACUCCUUAAGACAUGUCAUGGCCACUAAUUCAGUCAUGAGAGAAAACACAAGACAGAGAAACCACUCAGGAUCAUUCAGCUCGAACGAGUUUGAAGAAGAGCUUGUGUCCCCUUCAUCUUCAGAAACUGAAGGCAAUUUUGUUUACCGAACAGGUAGUGCAAGUCUUGAGUCUUGGUCAAGUAGACCUGAGCAGAAAUACGACACUUUGGAGUCUGGACCAAAUAAAUGUCAAAGUGCAGUUAAUAAAAAAGGUGCCAACAAGGAUGAGACGUACUGGAGGGAGAUCAAUGCAGCGAUGGCCUUAACAAACCUGGCGCAAGGGAAGGACAAACUGCAGGGCACCACCAGCUGCAUCAUCCAGAAAUCAUCACACAUAUCAGAAGUUAAGACUGUUAAAGUGCCACUUAUCCAUCAGUAUCAAUGAAUGGGACUCCGCUACCAACAAUGGCGCACUUGGGACUGGUGAUCACAACCACAAGCAUGUUUUUGCCUUAGAACAUUUCAUAGACUUUUUGAAACCAGACUUGGACUUCUAUGUAUAAGUUCUUUGACCCACCGGGUUUUACAGGACAUGUAAAUUUUUAUGUCUUCUUUAUGUUUUUUUUUUAACCAAAAUACUAACUUAUUUUAUGCUACGGGGCAUAAAUACUCAGCUUAUAAGUAAAACUGUCUGCCUUGCUUCUACCAUAUGUGCCUUGCCUUUCAGUAAUAAGCUAGAACGUGGGCAUGAUAUGAAAUAUUUAUGCCUUAAAUUAUGAAUGCCGUAAUGUUUUUUUUAUUUGUAUUUAGUCUUGGACUUCUUGUAUUCAGGUAACCUGAACUGAAAACGGAUUAUGUUGCCAAACACAGAACCAAUGCAUUCAUUCCAGCAGACGAUUGGCAAUGAUUGAUAUGCCUUGUUGUUGUUUUGUACGGUCAGAUAAUGUAAAUUACCAGUGUUUAUUUUGUUCAUGACAGAGGACUAUCACCAAAUUCGAAAAGU
Hyla sarda is the source of this 2624-nucleotide messenger RNA. RefSeq names its product mohawk homeobox (gene MKX). Gene Ontology annotation, molecular function: RNA polymerase II cis-regulatory region sequence-specific DNA binding; DNA-binding transcription factor activity, RNA polymerase II-specific. Lineage: Eukaryota; Metazoa; Chordata; Amphibia; Anura; Hylidae. Gene Ontology annotation, cellular component: nucleus. The transcript is spliced from 8 exons. The coding region runs from base 966 to 2066 and encodes 366 amino acids. The record is from RefSeq and is a predicted model, not a curated record. Gene Ontology annotation, biological process: regulation of transcription by RNA polymerase II; muscle organ development; cell development.